Molecule: messenger RNA, 1409 nt
Organism: Prunus mume (Japanese apricot)
Lineage: Eukaryota; Viridiplantae; Streptophyta; Magnoliopsida; Rosales; Rosaceae
Source: RefSeq, a predicted model, not a curated record
CUAACGGAUAGCGCCCUUAAAUUUGAAAAUCUUGCAGACUAAAAUUCGAAAAGCAAAAAGAAAGCAGAAAGAAGCGAAGGACAGCCCAGAUAAACCCUCCUCUCCAUUUCAGACCAAAAUCCCAAAUCCCCACGCCUCGCGAAUUCGAAUCGCUAUCAUCAUUUCUUGGGUUUCAAUUCGAGCCCAGAUUGAUUAACAGUACGCGCGCUCUGAUCCUUCAAUCAAACCCUAAAACAAAUCUGAAUUUUUUUGCAUUUCCUAGGGGUUUCGCCAGUCUAGGAUUUUCUAAGAUCGAGCAACCAAAGAAGAAUGGAUCUUCCGCAAAAAAUCGACGAUUAUAUCAAGGAAUCGAUCGAUCACUCCUUGGGCCUCCCUGUAUCCACGCACACGCUCGAAUUGAAGCUUCGAUGCUCGGAAGAAUCGAAGCAGCGGCUUCAGAACCAGUACUCUGUUCUACUCGCAAAAAUGAAGGAGAAAGAUCAAGUCCUCGAGCGCGCUAGGGCUGAAGCGAGUAUGAAUGCACAAGCUUUGAGGAAGUUCGUUGAGGAGAAUCAGAGAUUGGCGUCAGAGUGCGCGCAUCUAGUGACCCAGUGCAACAAAUGGGAGAGAGAGUGCUCGCUCUAUGAUCACGACCGGGAGGCUUUGAUGGAUUUUGGGAACGAGGCUGACCAGCGUGCCAAGGAGGCUGAGAUUCGUGUUCAAGAGUUGGAGGACGAAGUCAAAGAGUUAAGGGAUGAAUUGGGGUUCUACAAGCACAAAUUAGAGAUGCAUUCGGUUGAUUCAUCUUCUGAUGACACAACCAUUGGAGAGAAACUACUGGAGUCUGUUUUAGCAACAUUGAUCAGUAAAGAUGAAGCUGUGUCUGCACCUGCAUUUCUGGAGGCCAAUGGUGGAAAUGAGUCAUGUCAAAUGUUGCUCAAAAUGUGGAACCGCUUGAGGCCAUCGACUCAAAAAGUUCUGUCACUGGUGGCCAAGGUAAAGACACUUGAGAAGGACAAGGAACAUCUAACGAUGAAUCUUUGUACCGCUGAAGAAGAGGUCAAAUUGCUUUUUGAAGAGAACAAAGUGCUAGAUGUGGAGAACAAAAGAUUACUGAGGCAGUACCACAAGGAAAGAAACCAGUCUGGUUCAGGCGGAAAACAUAACGACAGUGCAUCAGCAAAGUCGAAUAAGCGAAAAUCAAGCACAAAGAUGAGCAGCCCUAUUCAAGCGAAGAUUGAUUUCAGUGACCAAGAACCAGCAAGACAGCCCCUUUCACCCUUGCGUUGUAACUCCCCUAACUCUAGAAACCGUAAGAAGUAAAAGAAAUUUUUUCCAACAGUCUGAUUUGUACCUUUUUGUGUAUUGAGGAUAACAUAUGACUUGAGAUUACAGAAUUUGGAAUGACUAACAAGUUUUUUUUUGGGUAA